This is a messenger RNA of Strongyloides ratti, 1605 nucleotides long. Its product is annotated as Cleft lip and palate transmembrane protein 1-like protein. The record is from RefSeq and is a predicted model, not a curated record. Gene Ontology annotation, cellular component: membrane; endomembrane system. Bases 1 to 1605 code for a protein of 534 amino acids. The transcript has 2 exons. Lineage: Eukaryota; Metazoa; Nematoda; Chromadorea; Rhabditida; Strongyloididae.
AUGUUAAAAGGAAAAUUGUUUACUUUCCUUACUUUGACAUUUUUUUUUAUUUAUUUAGGAAAAACAAUUUAUCAUUUUUAUGAUUUGUAUCAUCCAACAACUUGUAAAGAAAAUAAUAAUGCCAAUUGUUACAAACCUUUAAAAGAAUUUAUUGGUAAUAAUGAUCCACUUAUUCAAAUAAGGGUUUAUCAAAUGUUGACACAAAAGUUCAAUACUGAUAGUGAUGAAGUAUUUAGAAAAAAUGAUUUUCAUAUAAAUGAAGAGUUUCAUGAAAAUGUUAAAUUAGAUAUUUCUCUUUUACACAAAAAUAAAGGUGAUAUAUAUUUACAUUUAUUUUUAUUACCUAAUAAUUAUGUUGGUGAGUCACCUUUAUAUGCCAAGUGGAAAUCAUAUACAAAUUUCAAGUUAACGCAAAUGAAAGUACCAGCUGAUGAAAUGUCAAAUCUUUUAACAUCAUCAACAAAUAAACAAAAAACAAAAGUUAGCACUAAAAAGAUAAUGCACAUAUUAAAUGUAUUUCCAUUUGGAAUAGUUACUGAAUUUCUAUCAUAUCCUUCAAAUGAAAUUCCUUAUGAAUUUUAUCAUGUUAUGAGUGUGAUCAAUAAAGAAUAUACUCCUGUUGUAGUUCCAAGUGAAAUGAAUGUUCAAGAAUCAAAUUUUCUUAAAUUAGAAAAAGAAAAUUUGACCACAACUGUUAAAAUUGAAUAUCAUCCAUUAUCAGUUGGAUCUUUUCGUAUGCAAAUAAAUAUGUUAGAAUCAUUUAAAAGAUUAAAAGAAUUUGGCUUUUCAGAAAAAGAUUUUGAUGAUAUUAAAAAUAUGUUUACAAAUAUUAAUUAUUAUUAUCUUUCUAUAAUUAUAAUAGUUUGUACGGUACAUAUUACUGUUGAUAUAUUAUCAUUUAAAAAUGAUAUUUCUUUUUGGAGGAAAAAAAAAGAUAUGAAAGGAAUGUCGACAAAAGUUUUAAUAUGGAAUUGUUUUAGUGAUACUAUAAUUGUAUUAUAUCUUAUAGAUCAAAAAGCUAGUAUGCUUAUCAUUAUACCUAGCUCAAUUAGAAUAUUUAUUGAAUUAUGGAAAUUAAAAAAAGCAUCAAAAAUAUCUAUACAAUUUAAGUAUAUUAUUAUUCCUUACAUUUCUUGGGGACAAAAAAGUAAACAAGAAAUUGAAACAGAUAAAUAUGAUUCUGAAGCAAUGAAAUAUUUAUAUAGAAUUGUAACUCCUUUAGUAAUACUAGGAACAAUAUAUAGUUUAAUUUACAUUCCACAUAAAAGUUGGUACAGUUUUAUAAUAAAUAGUUUAGCCAACGCAAUUUAUGCUUUUGGAUUUUGUUUCAUGUUCCCACAACUAUUUUUAAAUUACCGUUUGAAAUCAGUUGCACAUUUACCAUGGAGAGCAUUCAUGUAUAAAGCAUUUAACACUAUUAUUGAUGAUGUAUUUUCUUUUAUCAUAAAAAUGCCCAUGUCAACAAGAAUUGGAUGUUUCCGUGAUGAUAUUGUAUUUAUUAUUUAUCUUUAUCAAAGGUAUAUUUAUCCAGUUGAUAAAACAAGAGUUGAUGAAUAUUCAAUUUCUGAAGAAACUGAAUCAAUUAAAGAAAAAAAACUUCAAUAA